UCCGCCGAAACAACGUCCUGUCGACUUCCGCACAUGGACCAGGCGGAUUCGAGCCGUUCCAAAAAUUCACCGUCAAAUGGCAACCUCCCGCGAAAACGCAAAAUCCUCCGAGUAACGGUCAGGCAAAUGGAGGCCGCGGUGCUCCAGAAAUCCCUCCCCCUUUCAUGCUAGAUUGCGAGAAGAUUAAAAACUACACGUUCCUGCUGACCCUGCUGAUCACGUGGAAUGGAGUGCGUACGCCCUUCUUCAAACUAUUCAGGCUCUGCGUACGCCGUCUCUUCGACAGACGCAGGUACGACACCUGAUCGCGCUGCCAUCGGCGGGGACAACUUCCAGUGCACCUUCUUCCGGCAGCCUGAGCGCCAGCGCUCGAUCGCGCCCUCGCUCUCGUCGGACACUUGCACGGACUCUGAGAACGAGUUGGAUGUACCGGACACCUCUGGACAAUGGUCGCACGGGUUUCCUAUGUGUUUCGAAGACCAGAACGAACCCGUGACGAUCGUAGACAGUCGUAAAUCGAACGAUGCGCCCAGGGUGCGAUUUUGUGCACCGGUUUGCAUCGAUCCUGCGCCGAGGAAACGAUGGAUCCAGGAAGAAACCGGAAGCGUGCCCGCGAAGCUGCCGAGGAUAAUGAAAAGGGACAAGUGUCCGAGGAAGUAUUGUCCGCGGAGCGAGAAACAUUGCCGAGGAACGAACGCGGAUCCUGUUGCUGCGCGUGCUUUGCAGUGUCCCGAGCUCGCGCAUAUUCUUCCAGAGAAAUUCCCCCAUCCCGCGGGCGACGCGACGAGGAACAGCGAAGGUACGAUCGGGGAUAGGAUCGAUAGGAACAGGCGUUUGUUGAAGUCCAUCGAGGAAGUGAUCAGCACGUUGACGGAGACGAGAAUGAACACAGAGUCUAAGCCAUGCAUCGAGCCGAGUAACAAACCGGCGAAGACGAAUCUCGUGGACGAGAUAUUGGACAGAGGGCGAAGCAAACAUCUCGCAGACAUCUCGAACGAGACGGAGACGGUGCCGGUGCAGAGGCCGUUCUUUAAAAAUCCGAGGCUGGAGAGAGAGCUGGACGAGUCGAUGCGGAAAGCGGUGACGAAAUACAGGACCUGCUGGAAAUGGAGGGAACAAGGUUUCCUCGACGAGGACAGGCGCAUGACCUAGCUUCGUUAUCGUGAACGCUUUGUACCGUGAACAUAUAACAGUAUCGAAGCACGAUACAUCGAUUCCCGGAACAUUUGCAUCGACGGUGUUACUUUUCGAGGAGAACUACAUACGGAAAAUUUGCACGCGAAGACAGGCCGAAAUGAAUAAAACAUGAUCAAACACGCGAAUCCGUCGCCGACCGCUAAUAAAAUGCACUA
Molecule: messenger RNA, 1352 nt
Organism: Megalopta genalis
Lineage: Eukaryota; Metazoa; Arthropoda; Insecta; Hymenoptera; Halictidae
Source: RefSeq, a predicted model, not a curated record